Messenger RNA from Solea solea (common sole), 6589 nucleotides. It is a transcript of the gene aff1, whose product is annotated as AF4/FMR2 family, member 1. Gene Ontology annotation, cellular component: nucleus; super elongation complex. Bases 663 to 3947 code for a protein of 1094 amino acids. The transcript is spliced from 19 exons. The record is from RefSeq and is a predicted model, not a curated record. Lineage: Eukaryota; Metazoa; Chordata; Actinopteri; Pleuronectiformes; Soleidae. Gene Ontology annotation, biological process: regulation of gene expression.
GGGUAGUGCUGUAAAGUUUGGCCGAACUAUUGCGAGGGAGAAAUAACGGCGAUUGUGACAGCUUUUGGUUGAGUCGUUUGUCACAUUCGUGCUGUCACUGGUGACAGAAGUGACUUGGAAGGUUUUUCUGACAAGUUUGUGCUGCAUUGAGCGUAUAAAUCUGCGCUUGGUCCCCGAGUGGCUGAAAUGAGUAGAACAAUCCAGCAGUAGGCAGCGAGUGGACGAGGCGACCCAAACACGCACGGUUAGCAGACAAAUAUCAAACAACCACGGCCUGACAGUGGUUCGAAUGAAGUAAUUAUCUUCAGCGCUUCAACAAUGUGACCGAGCGAGGGGAGCUGCUCCGUGAGGACUGUCAGAAACACAUGACAGCCAACUUUGGCUGCCGCGACAGGCGCACUAUGGCAUCUCAGCCAAGGUAGGCAGCAGACUCAGCCGCAGCUAGCUGCUAGCAGCGGGACGCUAGCUGCUUUCCAGUCCGUGGCUAGCAUUAAUUAUCCAGUGUAUACAAUGAAGAAAGAAACCUUCUUCGCCUCCGAGCAUGGGAACAGAGGAACCAAGACUCCAACCAAGCCAAAGAACUCAACCCUGAGAACGUGCCACUGUUUGGGCAACCAUACAAGACAAACAAAGGAGAUGAACUUUCCAAUCGAAUCCAGAGGAUGCUUGGCAGUUAUGAAGAUGUGAACUAUUCAUGUCCCCUCACCAUCGAGCCUUUACCCAUUCCUAGUUUUGUAACCGUCUCACAGUCCGAUCAGGGUCAGCCAAGUAUAGAUAAAUCAGCAGAUGCUCCAUUCCACAACCACAUCCAUUACAUCGAUCAGAAAAAACCCUCAAGGAGCAGUUUCUCCUCUCAGCCCACAAUGAUGUCUGCUGCCUCUUCUCCGAACCAACAUGGACAUUCAUCCACUCUAUCCAAUAUUUCCUUGAAUCAGAGUGAGGGCAGGCAGUCUGGAAACCCAGCGCAUCAACAAAAGAAGAAUGAAGCCCUCUCAGAUGUCAGUGAGCGUGUCAGCCUUACUCAGGAGUCAUCUGCUCAGUCUCCUGAUGAUAAGCUCCAGCCGUUCCUACAUUCCAGUUACCAUAAUGACAAUAACUUGGACACUAAGGACACCUUUGAUAGGCAUCAGGAGUCCACGGAUCACUUCUUGGAGUCUACCAGCACCAUGGAUGUUUCCACAGUGAACAUUAAGCUGUCUCCUAAAGAUGUGCCUGUGACUCUAACCACCAAGGCUUUGCCCUCCCAGACCUUUCCUCCACUCCUGCCGUCUAAACAGCCCAGCGUAGUCAUGACCCAGAAGCCAACAGCCUAUGUGCGGCCAAUGGAUGGGCAAGAUCAGGUGGUCAGUGAUUCACCUGAACUGAAGCCUUCACCAGAGCCAUAUGUACCACUACCAGAGUCAAUCUCCAAAUCUAACCUGGGAAAAAAGAAGAUAUUGCCACAAUUACUGGAGGCGAGGGCAAAUGAAACCUUGUGUGUUGAGGACAUCUUGCGGGAAAUGACUCAUGCAUGGCCUCCUCUCCUGACGGCUAUACACACACCAAGCAUAGAAGAACCAUCCAAGUCCCUGUUUUCAGCCAAGGAAGCAGAGCAUGUCUCAUCAUGUCCAUCACAAAAUCCAUCCCAGCUCAACCAGAAGAGCUCAACGUUCUCAUUUGAAGCGGCACAUUCCAGUGGGGUAGAAUCCGCCAGCUCCAGCGACUCCGAGAGUAGCUCAAGAUCAGAGUCGGACAGUGAAGGCACCACAGGGGAGCCACAUGGACCUCCAGACAGCAGCUCAGUAAAAACUGAGCCUGAUGCUCCAGCAGUAAGCCAUGGUGACUGGCAGUUGGGGAACUGGAUCAGGUCCAACCAGCCGAACUCGAGCACUGAAACUCAAGGCAACACCCAGGUCUCUGAGAACAAACGGCUUGUGCCCAACCCCAAGCACUCCAGUGUGGACUCCUGCAGGGAGUCCAAGCUUCAGCUUCCUACUCGCCAAAAAGAGCCCAGUGACAACACAGACAAACUGCAGCAGUGCAGAGAAAGCCACCAGGACAACUGUUACCAGCAGAGUAGCCAAAAACUACCUUCUCCUAACAUCAGGAAAGUGUCACGCAAGACACAGGCGUCAAAACCAGCAAAGGAAGGCUACACAGAUCCCAGUGAAGCAGACUUCAGUGUUAAAUGUGAGGAAACUGUCGUCCCAAGAAACAAAGACCUGUGUUUCACUCAUAGGCCCAAAGUCAAGACGAAAACAAAGCACUGCAAGAAAAGCAAGGACAGUGACACUAAAAAAGAAAGUAAAAGAGCUUCCAAACACACAGUUCUCGACAAGCGGAAGGUUAAACUAGAGCCUGAUGACAAACUCAGCCUCAUCGGUCACUGUCCGUCUUGUGGUGUGCAAUAUCCUAACCCCUGCUCCUGCCCCACCAAGAGUCCUACUCAGCCUGUCCAGCCUGUCCACUUGUCUUCUGACCAGCCAGUGAAAAUCAGUAGUAGCAAACCCAAAGCAGAGACCACCUGUCAGGGGGCCUCCAAGAAACCUCACAAAACAACCCACAAGCGCUCAGAGAUCAAAAAGGUCAAAGGUCCUCAGGUUCUCCUCAAGGCUCCUCAAUCUUUGCUGGUGAAGAUUGAUUUAAGUCUGCUCUCAAUAGUCCCUCAGACAUCGGGCACCCGUCGGGAGACGUCCAGCAAUGCAAAGAGAUCAGCACUGGUUAUAGAGCCAGAUGAAAGAGCCGGCAGUGGUGCUUCUAUGACACAUAAACCUUGCAAAAAAAGCAAAGCUUCAAAUGUUGAGGUGGACAAAAAAACUCCCAGGAAGAAACGGCGACUGGAAAACAACAAUACCUCAUCGGCUCAUGUUUUAAUCAAACUGGAAAGUUCCAGCAAUCCAGAAAAGGAGCAGGAGAAAAAGAAGGCAAAAAAGAACCCCGCGUCUCUGCCAGUCAAAGAAACGGCGAAAGAAUCAAAGUUAAACAAACGCUGCUCUUCCGAGACACAGGACUCCUGUAAGAAGAAAGUGAAGAGCAAGGACUCCUGCAAGCACAAGCAGAAAAGUGUAAAACAGACAGAGCAGCCGCACUCUGAAAAGAAGCCUCCAAAGAGCUGCCUCGACAUUCCGUCAUCAUCUUCACAAUGCAACAAGGACGUAUUGAUCAACAGGCCCAUGCUCAGGUUUGAGGACAGGCACUAUCCAGUGAAGCAUUACAUAAAGGAGGCCAAAAGACUGAAGCACAGAGCAGAUGCAGAGUCUGAUAAGCUCAGCAAAGCCUUCAACUAUCUGGAUGCAGCCAUGUUCUUUGUCGAGAGUGGCAUCGCCAUGGAAAAGGAUCCACAGAUAUCAAUGUCCUCGUACACCAUGUUUGCCGAGACAGUCGAUCUCCUCAAGUUCGUGCUGAAACUUAGAAACUCAGUGGAUCCAUCGACUACACCCUCAGAAAAGGACUUUAUAGCUUUAUGUUUGAAGUGCCAGUCUCUCCUGCAGAUGGCCAUGUUUCGCCACAAACACAAAACUGCUUUAAAGUAUUCAAAGACUCUCACUGAUCAUUUCUCUAAUUCAUCUCAAGCACCACACGACGCUCCCGUUAGCACAGCGAAAGCCGCAGUAACGCCGUCCCCGAUGCCUGACUCACCGUCUCCAGCCAACAUGAGCAGCAGCUCAGGUCCAGGCUCCAACCACAGUGGUAGUGGGCUGGUUGUCGGUCCUGUCAGCAGCACAGUGGUCGUUCCACAGGCCAUUGAACAAGUGGCAUUCUCCUAUGUCAACAUCACCAUGUUGUUCUUGGGCGCUCAUGACAUGUGGGAGCAGGCGGAGGCGCUGGUGCACAAAGGCAGCGGUAUGCUGUCAGUGCUGGACACAGUUCUGGGCCCGCUGAGUCUCACGUCGACCAUGAAUGCCAUGGUCCGCUACACGAGACAGGGAGUCCACUGGCUGAGGCUGGACAGCCAAAAGGUAAAGUGACCAACAAACUGCUCCCCCUGCUGGACACCUGCAAAGCCUUCAUGCUGCUUCUCCCUGCCUGUGCUUGACCAUCAUACUGACCUGAAACUGUCCCUCAGGCUCAUUUCGUCUUUUGUUUUUUUCUUCUUCUCAAAAGAUGGACACAGAUGUUCUCUCAUGAUUGUUUUUAAGGCUGGUUUUGGUAUUUACCAGCAAAGGAUAUUACCACACUGACUUUUGCACUUGUUAUUUAUUUUUCUCUCUCUCUGUCUGUCUGGCACGUUGUUGUAAUCCACACGUCUCCCUCCGUAGGUUAAAUGUGCCUCUGUGUUCUUCUCUGAGCUGAUGUUGUGGUAAUAUUGUCAAAUCAGGGCUUUAUUCAACAGUGACCUUAACUAAAUUUAAAUGGAAGUACAUCAGAUUUAACCAAAAGUGCCAUUCGAGGGUGGUGGUGGUGGUGGUUGGUGGUGCCAGCACUGACAUCUCAACCUUUGACUUAAGGCCGUACUCACACAACCUAAAUGUAAACUAAAGGCACUUAAAUCAUUUUUAUCACUUUAUAGUUUUAAAGCAUUUCCACCAUUUCAAUUUGAAGGAGCGUUUGAUUACGAGAUUCUUACUGAUGUACGCGUCACAAGGUCUUAAGUAUGAAGUAAGGACGAAUCAAGUACAGCGUCGUAUCACACCGGCUUUCAGAUUGUUUGUUGUAGCUCAUUCCUCGUUGUUAUCUUCAGUUGUUUUCCAAUCACUGUUGUCAGAAACACAUUUCUUACACAUUAAAAAAAAAACUCUUAGUUUGUUCUUGAGACAAAAUACAUUAUUUGCGGUUGGAUUUUGCGCAAAUUAUUGAGACAAAUAUUGAUGUGGACACAUUCAAAUCCAAUCCAUGAGAUGACAAAACGGAGCAGGAAGGCUCUUUUAAUUUUAGGUCAUUGUUUUUGUUUUAGGAAGAAAUAAGUUCUUGAUUCUUGUUUGCGUCAGACUUCCUGAGGCGUGAUAAAGCAGUGAUUCAUGUUGCUGAUGUUGGUGUUAUUAUUAUUAUUAUCAUCAUUAUUAUUAUGUUGGUAUUAUUACGGUUGACGGCUGCAGUUCAGGUUCGCAGCCUCUUUCUCGCUGCAAGUGCUGAAAAGAGUGACUUGUUUUUAAAUCCUCGUCGUCCUGUUACAGUUUGCUCUUUCUGCCCUUUAUUCAUGAACAAAUUGGAACAAAUUGGUCUCCAGUGAUUCUCCUCCUGUUCACGCUGACUCUGAAGAGUUCUCACAAUCCUCUCUGUGGAAAAUUGCAUCGCAGCGUCACGCCCCGAACAUCUGAGACUUAAGCAGUGUUAGUUUAACAAACUAAGCGGGAUAUUAUUUCAUAUUGGAGCCAUAUUGGUAACAACAUCUAACUUUAUAUCUCUACAUCUUGCUACACUAAAGACAUUUAAUGCUUUAAAAAAAAAAGGAAAAUUGACUGUGGUUUUUGUCGUAUAAAUGAAGCUUAAGGAAAAUGUGUCUUUGCAGUCGGUACAAACGGUGAAAGAGGACGAUUACGGCGGCUAAUAACCCUCUGGGUGUACAUAUGUUGGUAUUCUUUUAAGACAGAAUUGAAAAAAUACUUUGAAUCCAUCCUUUGGCAACAACCAAAAAAAAAAGGGAAUAAUUUCAGAUCCCUCACUUUAUGUACUGGUAUAUAACGGUGGUUUUCAUUGGCUGCGUCGAUCAGUUUGUGUUACCUUUUGUGUAAAAUGGAACUACCGUGAUAAUUUUACUGAAAAGAAAGUACAGUAAUGUUUCCUUUUUAUUUGUUUUUGCACUAGUUGAGCUGCUGUCCUUUGCUUUCCUCUACACUUUCUUUAACAUGUUGAAUAAAUGUUAAGGAGAUUAAAUAAAUGGCCAACUGUAGCUUACUAAAAAAACAAAACAAAAAAGACACUUGUAAGUAUUUGUAGAGAAAAACACGUUACGUUCUCCAUACUGUGCUGGUGUUUACCCCUCUUUUAUUACAACUUUGAAUUCUAAGCAAUAAAGCAUGAGUUUUGUUAGUUAAAACAUGGACAUUGUAGUUGUUGUAUUGUCUUGAUGACACACAAACAUUAUCAGCAUGAAAUUAUGAUUCGAGGAUUAAAAAAAAAAACCCCGCAACAUUGGUUUAGAUUUGUGCGGUUUUGUUUUUGCCUGUUAAUUCAGUUGGUGUGUCGAUGCAAUAGCACACUGAAAAAGGGCUAAACAAGGACCACGGAGUGUUCCUGACUUUAUUUACUCAUGUUAAAUGAUCAAAAUUCAAUGUUUUUGAAGGAAGGAGCGAGUGUCCUGGUGCCACAGAACAAGGGAUUAUUUUUUACAUCCAGCUCAUCGACAGGCUGCUAUAGUAUUGAUCUUUACACCGCACACGAGGUGAAAAUGAAAAAUUAGGCAUGUGACAGUCAUAAUAGUCCAAUUUCACCUUUUUUCUUUUUUUGGGGGGGUGUUGUCGUUACAGCCUGUGGCUUUAUUUUCAUUAUCAUUGGGUGUUGGUGCUUUGUUGAUGAAUUACUCUGAAUCAAGUUUACACUUAUUGUCCCAAUAAUUUACUGGGGGGGUGAUCAUGAAGCUUUUUGAAGGAUGCUGUUUUUUUUUUUCUUUCCUUUUGUGAAAUUUGUGUUGCAGUGUACACGGAUGAAUAAACACUGGAAAUGAAAUCAC